This is a messenger RNA of Meleagris gallopavo (turkey), 1598 nucleotides long. NCBI's taxonomy places the organism in Eukaryota, Metazoa, Chordata, Aves, Galliformes, Phasianidae. The record is from RefSeq and is a predicted model, not a curated record.
CCCGAGUCUCUUUUCUCUCUUCCUCUCUUGGUACAGGUGACAGAACUGAAUGAGCCUCUGUCCAAUGAAGAGAGGAACCUCCUGUCCGUCGCCUACAAGAACGUUGUGGGGGCACGGCGCUCGUCCUGGCGAGUCAUCAGCAGCAUCGAGCAGAAGACCUCCGCUGAUGGCAAUGAGAAGAAGAUCGAAAUGGUACGGGCCUACCGCGAGAAAAUCGAGAAGGAGUUGGAAGCCGUGUGCCAGGACGUGCUGAGCCUGCUGGACAACUACCUGAUCAAGAACUGCAGCGAGACGCAGUACGAGAGCAAAGUCUUCUACCUGAAGAUGAAAGGGGACUAUUACCGCUACCUGGCCGAGGUGGCCACCGGCGAGAAGAGGGCGACCGUGGUGGAGUCUUCGGAGAAGGCCUACAGCGAGGCUCAUGAGAUCAGCAAGGAGCACAUGCAGCCCACCCACCCCAUCCGGCUCGGCCUGGCGCUCAACUACUCUGUUUUCUACUACGAGAUCCAGAACGCCCCGGAGCAGGCCUGCCACCUGGCCAAGACGGCGUUCGACGACGCCAUCGCCGAGCUGGACACCCUCAACGAGGACUCCUACAAGGACUCAACGCUCAUCAUGCAGCUCCUCCGCGACAACCUAACGCUCUGGACAAGCGAUCAGCAAGAUGACGACGGUGGAGAAGGCAACAAUUAGACCCCCAGAUGGACUGGCAGCCGCACGCUGAUGCUAACUACUGCAGUCUUUAUUUUUUUCCCACAAGUGGGGGGGUCAGGGGUGGGGGAGGGAACGGGAGGGGACACCUUCCCAGGGAGGCCCCCACAACCUGUCUUUGAUUGCCUCUUUGACAUUUUUGCCAAAACACCACUAGUGGAAGUCAGGCUGGCUGUGCUGGUAUGGAAUAGCAGCCUCACUGGCAUAUGGACUGUUCUGUAGAUUAUUAAUACAAGUGGAGCUGUCUUUAAUUUAACUUUAUUGCUAGAAAUAAAAGGGUUUUAAGAUGAAUUAACUUGGAAUGGAAUGGCCCUCGUUUUUAAGAAAAGCUACACAAAAGGAAGUUCUGUGGUUCCAGUAAGGCUUUGUGCGUUUGUUUCCUCAGUUCAAGUGCCGUGUCCGUACCGGAGCGCUCUGCCUGUCAGGGCCUAGCUUCAAAUCCCCAUGUUGAAAAGGAAUAAUAAUAAUAAUUUAAAAAAUGACUAAAGAGUUUGGGGCUUGUAAAGCUCCAGGAUUUAGGCCAUUUAAUCUUUUUUUGUGAAAGAUAUUAGGGUAGCUUACAGUAUUAACACUAAAUUGCAGUUUACAGUAUUUCUACAUUACAGCCAUAUGACAUCAAGCCUUUGAUUGUCUGUUUUCUUUUGCUAGUUCUUUUGGCUUGCCUUCCUGAUCAGUCCUCGCCUGUGGACUGGCUUUAGCUAUUCUGUGUCGCCCAAGGCAAGAAGACUGCCUGCCCCAGGAACAUCAAAAGCUGCUCUAGUUUUCGGUCAACAGCUUAACAGGUGCUUGGCUAGCGGCUGUUUAAACUAUUUUAGUCCACAGCAAAAGGUUUAAGAACUUAAUUAGGAAAAGGGGGAAGUGUUUAAACUUAAAAUGCCACUGAAAAA